Molecule: messenger RNA, 4279 nt
Organism: Polypterus senegalus (gray bichir)
Lineage: Eukaryota; Metazoa; Chordata; Cladistia; Polypteriformes; Polypteridae
Product: tripartite motif-containing protein 16-like
Exons: 7
Coding region: 387-2048 (553 amino acids)
Molecular function (GO): zinc ion binding; protein binding
Source: RefSeq, a predicted model, not a curated record
UUAUGUCCUAAUGGGUGACAAUGGAGCAAUUUGGGCAAAGGGGCCAGCAGUCUGUGUACAUCUGUGAUCCAAAGAAUGGCCGGCAUGUCAGUAUUGUAAUUGUGUCUGUUAAUAUCUGUUAAUAAAGUGGUAAAGUGGGCCCCGUGACCGAUGAAGACUCACCAGACAGCAUUCCUAUUGGCUACUUUAUUCACUAACAUGCACUUCCUGGUUAUGGUGUGUUUCUAAUGUAGAACAGCAGCCGGAGAGCUGACAGACACACCAAGUCCUGCUGCAGUCUCAGGUUUGGCCUCACAACUCCUGCUGAAGUCGAGGGGCCACAGCGUCAUAUUGAAUAAAGUCACGUCAUCACUUCACCGGAUAUCAGGGACAUAAACAGACUGACGAUGGCUGAAACCCAGCUGUGUGGAUUACAGGACGAGUUCACCUGCUCGGUGUGUCUGGACACCCUGACUGAUCCCGUCAUCUUCCCCUGUGGACAUAAUUUCUGUCUGAAGUGCCUCACGGACUGCUGGGAUCAAAGCCAAGAGUGCAGCUGUCCUCAUUGCGCAAGGCCUGAGCUGAACAGAAACACUCUGCUGAAUGAAGUCAUGAAGAAAAUGAAGAGACCAAGACUCAGUCCUCAUCCAUCUCAGAAUUAUGCCGGCUCUGGAGAAGUGGAGUGUGACUUCUGUACUGGAAAGAAGUUGAGAGCGGUGAAGUCCUGUCUAACCUGCAUGGCCUCCUACUGUCAGACUCACCUGCAGCCUCACUAUGAAGUAGCGGUCCUGAAGCACCACAAGCUGGUUGAUUCUGAUGGAAAUCUAAAGGAAAAACUCUGUGGGAAACAUUGGAAAAGUCUGGAGCUGUUUUGCAGAACCGAGGAGACAUGCAUCUGCAUGAUGUGUGGAAUUACUGAACACAACAGUCAUGAAAAAGUUGAGCUGGAGACGGAAAGAGAAGGAAAACAGAAACAUCUGGGGGCGACACAGAGUGAAAUUAGGAAAAGACUUGAGGAGAAAGAGAAGAAACUGAAGGAGACAAGGAGGACAGUGGCGGAGAUGAAGAUCUCAGUGAAACAAAAGAUGGAAGAACAUGACAAGAGCUUCACUGAUCUGAUUCAAUGCAUUGAGGAAGCCCAUAAGAAACUGACUGAGAAGUUCAGAGAACAAGAAAAGAGAAAUGUUGAGAAGGCUAAAAAAGUCAUGGAGCAACUGGAGAAGGAGAUCAAGGAGCUGAAGAGAAAAGACUCUGAGCUGAACAAGCUUUCAGAAAUGAAGGACCACGUCCACUUCCUGCAGACUUUUUCAUCUCGCUGUGUCCUUCCCCCUAAUAGAGACUCACUCAGCUUCACUGUCAUACUUGACUUUUCUUCUGAGGACCUGCUAGAGGAGCUGUCAGGUCUAAAAACGAGUAUGGAGAAGAUCAGCAAGUGGGACAUCCCGAUAUGGACUCCACCAGGUCGUGAAGCUCCAAUCUUCACACUACAGCCUCCUGAACCUCAGAGCAGAGAGGAAUUUUUACAAUACUUCUGUCCCAUCACACUGGAUAUCAACACGGCACACAGAGACCUCCGUCUGUCUGAAUGGAACAAGAAGGUGACAUAUGAGUGGACAAAAGCCGAAUAUCCUGAUCAUACUAACAGAUUUGACUACUGGGCCCAAGUUCUGUGCAGAGAGGGUCUGACUGGGACUCGCUGUUACUGGGAGGUGGAGUGCAGUGGAGACUUCAUGAUGAUUGGAGUCGCAUAUAAAGGACUGGGCAGGAAAGGAGAGGGUAGGGAGUGCGGCCUUGGAAACAACGAAAAGUCCUGGAGUUUGCGGUGGACUCAAUCCCAGUACUCUGUGUGGCACAAUAACAAGCGGACUCUAAUUAGCGCCCCCUACAGCCCCAGAAUAGGUGUGUAUCUGGACUGGCCUGCUGGCUCUCUGUCAUUUUAUAGCGUCUCACACACAAUGACCCUCCUGCACAGAUUCAACACCUCCUUCACUGAGCCCCUCUAUCCAGGGUUUUGGUUUGGUCAUAACUCCAGUGUAAUAAUCUGUCAUUUGACACCAUGUGACCAGUGACCAGUACCCUCCACCGGUCACAUGAUGUCCCUACAAGCGCAGGUCCUCUUUGUGUUUGUAGUCUGGUGUGAAAUUAAAUUUAUAAGAUGGGUGGGUUGGUAUCACCACCUUUGUGAUUGAAUUUGUGGAUGAGAAUGAGUGGCGAGUGAAGCUGUCAGGGUCUCCAUUAUCAUUGGGUUUGAGUAGCUAAUCAGUUGUGUGUGUCACAAAUACCAGUCUGACCAGCAGCCAGCAGCAGGGGUUGAUUCACAGCCACAUGUCCUUCAGGCUGACACCAAAACAAUUACUAAGGCCCCCAAGUGUCAGUGAAUGUCAGCUGUUAAGUAGGACAGGCGUGUGGUCCUGCUGGAUCAGCACAACUGAAAGGCGCUAUACAGACUCAGUAUGGAGAGCUCUUGAAUAGUGACUAUAUAUAGGAGCAGAGAGUGACAGAUGGGACUGGAGUGUUGUCCACUCACCAGACAUUUUGUGACCCUCCAUUGGUCACUCAAAGGGUCCUUCACUUCAGAAUGAAUUCACUGUGAAUGUCUGAAGAUGAGGACUCACCAAUCAGUCAGAUGUCAGCCAUACUGACAGAGUUUGGUGUUUUAGUUGAUGUCACAUUAAACUUUAAACUGCACCUCCUCCUUGUCCCCAGAUUUGUCACUCUUGGUACCCUGAAAGCUCCAGGAUUUUCAAAAAAUGAAUUCUUUGUCAGUUGGCACACACUUGACAUGGGUGCACAUGUGUGGUUUUGCAGUGGACUGGCACCCCAUCCUGGGUUGGCCCACCUUGUCAACUAACCUGAAAUUGAAAAGCGGAUAAGAAAGACAACGAAUUGACAGAAGGGGUCACUGAUUGGUCAGUCGCCAAAGUACUGCCCCUUGUGGCCACUCUAAAUAUUACACAGCAAUUUAUACAAAAAAGAAAACAAAAAGAUAAAAGCAGAAAGCAUUCAGUGAAAUCCUGAGCAGUGAAACAAGAAAGGAGAGUUUGAGAAACAAUCAGAGAGUCAGACGAAUGGAGACUUUAACAGGAGGACUGAGGGGUGGGACUGAAGUGCAGUCCGCCAUAUUACACACAUGGGAAAGGUCAGCAGUGAACGGGAGAACAGAAUACAGUGCAGUGUAAAAGAAAUAAGAAUAAAGUAAAAACACAAGAAUAAAACAUCUUAAAUAAAGAACUUUGAAUAUUAUAUCUAAAACUAAUAAAUAUUUAAAUGAAUUAAGAGCAAAAUAAGAGUGACGCGAUCACACAGUCACAUGACCUUCAGAGCUGACAGGUCAGCUGAUUCUUCUGUUGCCAAACUGCCCCCUCUAGUGGCCACUCUCAGUAUUAAAUGAAUGGCAAGGCUGAGGGGGAGGAAAGAUUUGGGUUUGAUCAAAUGGAUAUUUAGUGGAGAUUUCUUAAUAUUGUCAUUACCUUUAAGGACAGUGCAGCUUUGUUAGGUUAUGUAAGAUUCUAUAUGGGAAAAGAACAUUUAUUUUAAUAAAGCUUUUUAAUAAUCGUUAUGUAUUAACAAAAUACAAAUCUAAUAACUGUUUACAUUUUGUAUAAUAAACUCCCGAUGGUGUUUGGUGAAUAAACAUUAAGGAUGACUGACAUUUGUCAAAUCUGCUCCUCUGUGACCUUCUGACUUGUCACCACCUCUGGUCACAUCUCCUGUGUUGUCUGAUCUGAAGAUAUAACACUCCGUAUUGAUGAUCCAUUUCUUAGUAGCACUGAAAAAGUCAGAAUAUGCUUUUUAAUUCUGAAGACAAUGGAGUGAGUAACAAAUAAGAUGUUGAUUUGGAUUGAAUAUUUGAUUUGUACGUCUAGCAGUGAAAUCGAUCAUUUAGACCUGAGCAGUGCUCUCCAUUCCACAUCUGAGUGUCUGCGCUCUGUCAUGUGUCCUGUGUGCCCCCGUGUGCCCCUUUGUGUCCUCGUAUACCCACUCCAGCCUGACACCCCCACACUAUUGAGAUGUUCAGUUACUAAUAAAGAUGGACAUUAAAUGGUGAAUUUGACACUCAUGGACACCACAAGACGUUGAAGUGCAUUGAGGACUGAAGUCAGCUGUGAUGUUUCAUUUUGGGUUUCAUUUCUGCCUUAAAUGAGUUUAUUUUUACAUUAAUCUUUUUGUUAUUUAUAUUAAUUGUUUUGUAAAUGGUAUUGAUUUUGUUGUUGUAUGUAUGGUGAUUUGACGUGUAUUUUGUUUUAUUAAUCUCAUGUUUAUGUAUUUUGUUAGUUUUGUUGUCCUUCAUUUUCUUUUG